GCCCCAGAGGAGAGACAGGGGAGAAGGGAGAGUCAGGACCACCUGGAGCUGCUGGUCCUGCAGGCGCCCGCGGACCUGGAGGAGACGACGGCCCCAAGGGCAACCCUGUGAGUCACAUCACAUACAAUCAAACUUGAUUCAUUAUACUCUUUAAAAAAAAGGGGCUUUCUAUAACCUAAAAUAGUUAUUUGGCUGUCCCAAUAGGAGUACCCUUUGAAAAACCCUUUUGGUUCCAGGUAGAACCAUUUUGGGUUCCAUUUUGAACCCUUUCCAAAGAGGGUUCUACAUGGAACCCAAAAGGGUUCUACCUGGAAUCAAAAAGGGUUCUAGCUGGAGCCAAAAAAGGUUCUUCCUACCAAUGGUUGUGAAGCUAACUAGUGCUGUUGUUUUAGUGUCAUUCAUUGUAUGAUUCCAGCUAAAACACAUCUUAUAUUCUCUCUCUCUCUCUCUCUCUCUCUCUCUCUCUCUCUCUCUGUUUCUGUCUGUAGGGUCCCGUUGGCUUCCCUGGAGAUCCAGGUCCCCCUGGAGAGCCUGGAGUUGGUGUAAGUGCUGCAAGUGAAUGGCAUGACGCAACACAGGAAGGAAGCUAGGCAGAGACCUCUUAGGCAGUAUUAGUUUUAAUUCAUUGAAAUGUAACAGUAGAUGAUGAUCGACGCUAGUAGCUGUUAUAUCAGGUUAGAAAGUGACAGGAUCCUGACUUGUCUUUCUGUUGUAUCUCCUCAGGGAUUGGAUGGCUUGGCUGGAGACAAGGGAGAUGACGGAGAGGCUGGUCAGCCUGUAGGUUCACUGUUAUCAUCGUUGUUGUUGUUGUUGUUGUGGGCGGCAGCGUCGUCGUUGUUGUUCUAAUGGGUCUGUUGUGUGUUGUUUCAGGGCCCAUCUGGUCCUUCUGGAGAAGCUGGGCCACCAGGACCACCCGGGAAGAGGGUAAGUGUCCCCGACUGUGUUCGAACCCGGGUCUCCUGCACACCACAGAACUGUGUUAGCCCUCUGAGCUAAAGCCUAAGCAUUCACUCACAGAGCUAACCACAAGUUCCAGGUUUCAGGCAAGGUUACUCAUCACCAUCCAAAAUUGUAGAUGUUUCUAAAUUGAAAUACUAGAUACAAUGCAUUAAUACACAAAUCUGAUUUCCACUUGUUGAAUGAAGAAGUCUCCGGACAAGCAAGCAUUCAGAGAUGGUUGAAGAAUAGAUUAGUUUUAGAAUAGAAUAUCGAACUGUUUUAGUUUGACCGACAGCGAUGUGAAAGGAAUAAACACUAAAGUCAGGAUAUCAAGAUGUCAUUUCUACCUCUGGCAUCUCCUGCUGCCUCUGUCACACAACAGGCCACGCUGUCCACAUCUAGACAGUUUUAUCCAUCUGGACUGUUUUAACCAUCUGGACUGUUUUAACCAUCUGGACUGUUUUAACCAUCUGGACUGUUUUAAACCAUCUGGACUGUUUUAACCAUCUGGGACUGUUUUAACCAUCUGGACUGUUUUAACCAUCUGGACUGUUUUUAACCAUCUGGACUGUUUACUUAAACCAUCUGGACUGUUUUAAAACCAUCCUGGACUGUUUUAAAAAAAACCAUCUGGACUGUUAACCAUCUGGACUGUUUUAAACCAUCUGACUGUUUUAACCAUCUAGACUGUUUUAACCAUCUGGACUUUUAACCAUCUGGACUGUUUUAACCAUCUGGACUGUUUUAACCAUCUGACUGUUUUAACCAUCUGGACUGUUUUAAACCAUCUGGACUGUUUUAACCAUCUGGACUGUUUUAAACCAUCUGGACUGUUUUAACCAUCUAGACUGUUUUAACCAUCUGGACUGUUUUAACCAUCUGGACUGUUUUAACCAUCUGGACUGUUUUAACCAUCUGGACUGUUUUAACCAUCUGGACUGUUUUAACCAUCUGGACUGUUUUAACCAUCUGGACUGUUUUAACCAUCUGGACUGUUUUAACCAUCUGGACUGUUUUAACCAUCUGGACUGUUUUAACUAUCUGGACUGUUUUAACCAUCUGGACUGUUUUAACCAUCUGGACUGUUUUAACCAUCUGGACUGUUUUAACCAUCUGGACUGUUUUAACCAUCUGGACUGUUUUAACCAUCUAUGAUUAAAAUAAGUUGUUCACUGUAUACCAAGCUGAUGAGUGGGGGCUUUGUUCUCCCCAGGGACCCAUUGGACCGGCCGGUACUGAGGGAAGACAAGGAGAGAAGGGAUCCAAGGUAAAACACACACACACACACACACGCACGUGCACACGCACACGCACGCACACACACACACACGCACACGCGCACACACACACUCACACGCACACACGCACACACACACACACACACGCACGCGCAUGCACGCACGCACGCACACACACACACACACACACACACACACACACACACCACACACGCACGCGCACUUGCACGCGCACGCACAUACACACACACACACACACACAAACACACACACACACACACACACACACACACAUUUCCAUUCAAACUGAAGUGUGGGAUUAGAGUUGAUGUGAUGGAGACAGGCGAAAGCCUCUCAGUACUUCCUGGUCUGUCAAACCUGUCCUCUAAUUGGUUGUCACAACGGUUUAAUCCUCCAACCCCUUCAUCGGAUCUGAUGGUAAAUCCAUUGAUCUCCAAUCCUCCGUGUCUGUUCUCAUCUGGUGACUGAGUUUAGGCUCUGUGUGAUUGUUGUAAUUCCCAAAAUGCUUUUGAAAGAUGUUCUCUUUUGAGGGUGAAUAGGACCCAAUACUGAUAGAAUCCUCUUUAAAACGUCAGUUCUCGUAACCGUUUUGAGCCAGUUUUAUGUUUUUUUUUCCAACUCUAUUCAACUCUAGUCAACUCUAGUCAAAUCUAGUCAACUGUAUUCAACUCUAGUCAACUGUAGUCAACUCUAGUCAACUCUAGUCAACUCUAGUCAACUGUAUUCAACUAUAGUCAACUGUAUUAAACUCUAGUCAACUGUAUUCAACUCUAGUCAACUGUAUUCAACUAUAGUCAACUGUAUUCAACUCUAGUCAACUGUAAGCCUAUUUCUCUGGUUCCUCAGGCUGUAUAACGUAUCCCUGGAGGGGAUGAAUAAAGUAAUGCUCAAUUUAUUUGAAUGUUGCUACUGUGUGACUCCUCGAUGAGGCUGAAGGUAGUGGUAUUGAAUGUUGUGAUUGUGUAUUGCAGGGUGAGGCUGAAGGUAGUGGUAUUGAAUGUUGUGAUUGUGUAUUGCAGGGUGAGGCUGAAGGUAGUGGUAUUGAAUGUUGUGAUUGUGUAUUGCAGGGUGAGGCUGAAGGUAGUGGUAUUGAAUGUUGUGAUUGUGUAUUGCAGGGUGAGGCUGAAGGUAGUGGUAUUGAAUGUUGUGAUUGUGUAUUGCAGGGUGAGGCUGAAGGUAGUGGUAUUGAAUGUUGUGAUUGUGUAUUGCAGGGUGAGGCUGAAGGUAGUGGUAUUGAAUGUUGUGAUUGUGUAUUGCAGGGUGAGGCUGAAGGUAGUGGUAUUGAAUGUUGUGAUUGUGUAUUGCAGGGUGAGGCUGAAGGUAGUGGUAUUGAAUGUUGUGAUUGUGUAUUGCAGGGUGAGGCUGAAGGUAGUGGUAUUGAAUGUUGUGAUUGUGUAUUGCAGGGUGAGGCUGAAGGUAGUGGUAUUGAAUGUUGUGAUUGUGUAUUGCAGGGUGAGGCUGGAGCCGAGGGGCCUGAUGGUAAGACUGGACCUGUCGGACCCCAGGGGCCCUCUGGUAAGCCCGGACCUGACGGCCUGCGUGGAAUCCCCGGCCCUGUUGUGAGUUAACUAGCUAUGCAUGAUCUGCUAUACAUUAGCUAUACAUUACACUAUCACUGUUGUAACUAGCUAGAUUACAGACUAAUCCGUUUGCUAUACAUUAUCUGUACAUUAUCAAGGUUAAAUAAUGUGAUGGGAUAAUGUGAUAUGUUAUGAAGGUUCAAUGAUAAUGUGAUUUGAUAGUGUGAUUGAUAAUGUAAUGGAUAUAGUUAUGGAUAAUGUAAUGGAUGAUUUGAUACAUAUUCUCAGGGUGAACAAGGACUUCCGGGUGCUUCUGGAAUGGACGGACCCCCUGGACCUAUGGUUAGAGAUAAUAUCUCAAUAUUUCAUAUCCUAUUUUCUUGGCACAUUUGUAAUGCCAUGAUACACUGACAAUUUUUUUAGGCAACAAUUGUUAUAAAAUAUGACUGUGUGUGAACAGUAAGUAAAAGGCCCUUAGAUUUACUCUCUUUGACAAACUGAUUCCUGAGAGGGGUUUUGUCUCUUUACAGGGACCCCCUGGUCUUGCUGGCUUGAAAGGAACUCCUGGGGGUAAGGGAGAAAAGGUAAGAUUUUAUAGAGAAGAGAAGGUUCUCUCUGUCUCUCUCUGUCACACCCUGGUGCUGGGACUCAUUAUUGUUUAUCCAGGGUGUGUGCAGUCUAUGUGUUUAUGUUCUAGGUUGGGUGUCUAGGUUGUUGUUUUUCUAGGUUUGUUCAAUGACUCCCAAUCGGAGGUAACGAGUGUCAGCUGUUCGGCUCGUUAUCUCUGAUUGGGAGCCAUAUUUAUUCUGUAUGUUUUCCUGUGGGGUUUGUGGGUUUUUGUUUCUUGGUUACAUGUUCCGUAUGUCAGUGAUUUGUAACUUGAGAACUUCACGUAUCGUCUUUUGUUUUGUUUUCGUGAGUACGUUUAUUAAUAAAUUAUGUUCACUCGCAACGCUGCGCUUUGGUCCGCUUCCUCAUUGGUAGACGAUCAUGACAGAAAAACCCACCACAAGAGGACCAAGCGGCGUAACAAGCGGCAACAGGACCUACCUACGCAGGAUUUAUGGGAGCCUCCUAAGGACUUUUGGACAUGGGAGGAGAUACGGGCUGGAAAGGGUCCUUGGGCACAACCAGAGGAGUACCACCGCCCUCGUGAAGAGCUGGAGGCAGCUGCAGCCGAGAGGAGGUGGUAUGAGGAGGCAGCGCGGAGUCGAGGCUGGAAGCCCGUGGUUACUCCCCAAAAAUUUCUUGGGGGGGGGCUAAAAGGGAGUGUGGCGAAGGCAGGUAGGAGACCUGCGCCUACUCCCUGGACUGACCGUGGAGAGCGGGAGUACGGGCAGACACCAUGUUACGCAGUAGAGCGCAUGGUGUCUCCUGUACGCAGGCAUAGCCCGGUGCGGUACAUUCCAGCUCCUCGUAUCGGCCGGGCUAGAUUGAGUGUUGAGCCGGAUGUCAUGAGGCCGGCCCCACGCAGCAGGCCACCAAUGCGUCUCCUCGGGCCGGCUUACAUGGCACCAGCCCUACGUAUGGUUUCCCCGGUUCGCCCACAUAGCCCGGUGCGGGUUAUUCCUCCUUCCCGUACUGGUCGGGCGACGGGGAGCAUACAACCAGGUAGGGUUGGGCAGGCUCAGUGCUCAAGGGAGCCAGUACGCCUGCACGGUCCGGUAUUUCCGGCGCCACCUCCCCGCUCCAGCCCAGUACCACCAGUGCCUACACCACGCACCGAGCCUCCUGUGUGUUCCCAGAGUCCUGUGCGUCCUGUUGCUGCUCCCCGCACUAGCCCUGAGAUGCGUGUCCUCAGCCCGGGACCACCAGUUCCGGCACCACGCACUAGGACUUAUGUGCGUCCCCAGGGUCCUGCAUGCCCUGUUGCUGCUCCCCGCACUAGCCCUGAGAUGCGUGUCCUCAGCCCGGGACCACCAGUUCCGGCACCACGCACUAGGACUUAUGUGCGUCCCCAGGGUCCUGCAUGCCCUGUUGCUUCUCCCCGCACUAGCCCUGAGAUGCGUAUCCUCAGCCCGGUACCUCCUGUUCCGGCACCACGCACCAGGCCUACGAUGCGCCUCAGACGGCCAGAGUCUGCCGUCUGCCCAACGGGGCCUGAACUGUCCGUCUGCCCAACGCCGUCUGAACUGCCCGUCUGCCCAACGGCGCCUGAACUGCCCGUCUGCCCAACGCCGUCUGAACUGUCCGUCUGCCAAGCGCCGCAGGAGCUGCCCGUCUGCCAUGAGCCUGCAAAGCCGCCCGUCUGCCAUGAGCCUACAGAGCCGUCCGCCAGACCGGAGCCGCUAGAGCUCUCCGCCAGACAGGAGCAGCCAGAGCCUUCCGCCAGACAGGAUCAGCCAGAGCCUUCCGCCAGACAGGAUCAGCCAGAGCCUUCCGCCAGACAGGAUCAGCCAGAGCCUUCCGCCAGACAGGAUCAGCCAGAGCCGUUCAGCCGGGAUCCGCCAGAGCCGUCCAGCCGGGAUCCGCCAGAGCCGUCCAGCCGGGAUCCGCCAGAGCCGUCCAGCCGGGAUCCGCCAGAGCCGUCCAGCCGGGAUCCGCCAGAGCCGCAGCCGGAUCCGCCAGAGCCGUCCAGCCGGAUCCGCCAGAGCCGACCAGCCAGGAUUCGCCAUUCAGCCUGGUACUGCCCCUUAGUCCGGUACUGCCCCUUAGUCCGGUACUGCCCCUUAGUCAGGUGCUGCCCCUUAAACCGGUGGGGGUCAUUUGGAGGAGGCUACAUAAGCGGGAAGUGACUAUGGUGGGGUGGUGGUCUAGGCCGGAGCCAGAACCGCCACCGAGGAGGUAUGCCCGCCCAGCCCUCCCCUGUUUGGGGGUUUUGAGGCGCGGUCGCAGUCCGCGCCUUUAGGGGGGGGUACUGUCACACCCUGGUGCUGGGACUCAUUAUUGUUUAUCCAGGGUGUGUGCAGUCUAUGUGUUUAUGUUCUAGGUUGGGUGUCUAGGUUGUUGUUUUUCUAGGUUUGUUCAAUGACUCCCAAUCGGAGGUAACGAGUGUCAGCUGUUCGGCUCGUUAUCUCUGAUUGGGAGCCAUAUUUAUUCUGUAUGUUUUCCUGUGGGGUUUGUGGGUUUUUGUUUCUUGGUUACAUGUUCCGUAUGUCAGUGAUUUGUAACUUGAGAACUUCACGUAUCGUCUUUUGUUUUGUUUUCGUGAGUACGUUUAUUAAUAAAUUAUGUUCACUCGCAACGCUGCGCUUUGGUCCGCUUCCUCAUUGGUAGACGAUCGUGACACUCUCCCUCUCUCUCUCUCUCUCUUCUCUCUCUCUCUCUCUCUCUCUCUCUCUCUCUCGCGCUCUCUCUCUCUCGCGCUCUCUCUCUCUCUCUCCUCUCUCUCUCUCUCUCUCUCUCUCUCUCUCUCUUUCUCUCUCGCUCUCUCACACACUCUCUCUCUCCAUCCCUGCCUCUACCUCCCCCUAUCUCUAUCUCUCUCUUUCAAAGUUAACCAAAUCAACUCUGGAUUUGUGAUUUAAUGUGGUAAUUAAAUAAUGUAUAAGAAAUAUAAUAUCAUUUGUGUAAUGAGACAGAUCACCACUGUUUAAAUAUAACAACACUAUAAACGACUCAUCAUUUAUUGUUCAGGGCCUAGCAUAGUUGUUGCUUUGUUUCCUUCAUAAACAUUCCAGGUCCAUAAUUUAAUCGACAUCAUUUUAUUUGGCGUAACUUAACAACAGAUGGUUGUAGAAAAGUUUCACGUCAACAAGAUGUCCGAGUUCAUUUAUGAUAUUUCUGUGAUUGAUAACCAAAAAUUAUAGGGUGGUUCACAGUCACACACAAAAACAUACAACAUUUCAGAAAUUCCUUUUUUGAAUUAUUUUAAUGUAUUUUUUCUUGGUUGAUUGAUCACUACACUGAGUGUACAAAACAUUAGGAAAACCUUCGUAAUAUUGAGUCGCACCCCGUUUUGCCCUCAGAACAGCCUCCAUUCAUCUGGGCAUGGACUCUACAAGGUGUCGAAAGCGUUCCACAGGGAUGCUCGCCCAUUUUGACUAAAAUGCUUCCCAAAGUUGUGUCAAGUUGGCUGGAUGUCCUUUGGGUGGUGGGACCAUUCUUGAUACACACGGGAAACUGUUGAGCGUGAAAAAACCCAGCAGCGUUGCAGUUCUCGACACAAUCCGGUGCGCCUGGCACCUACUACCAUACCCUGUUCAAAGGCACUUAAAUAUUUUGUCUUGCCCAUUCACCCUCUCAAUUGUCUCAAGGCUUAAAAAUCCUUCUUUAACCUGUCUCCUCCCCUUCAUCUACACUGAUUGAAGUGGAUUUAACAAGUGACAUCAAUAAGGAAUCAUAGCUUUCACCUGGAUUCACCUGGUCAGUCUAUGUCAUGGAAAGAGCUGUGGAUGUCUGUAUUUGUGAUUUAUGUCCAUCUCUCUCCCUCCCUCUCUCCCUCCUUCCCUCCUUCCCUCCUUCCCUCCUUCCCUCUCUCCCGCUCUCUCUCUCGCUUUCUCUCUCUCUCUCUCGCUCGCUCGCUCUUCUCUCUCUCUCUCGCUCCCCUCCCUCCCUCCUCCCCCAUCCCUCCCUCCCUCCCUCCCUACCUCCCUCCCUCCCUCCCAUCCUUCUUCUCUCCUUGCUCUCCAUCCCUCCUUCCUUCCCCUCCUCUACUCUCUCUCUCUCUCUAUCCUCCUCUCAUCUCUCCGCUCUCAUCUCUCUCUCUCCUCUCUCUCUCUCUCUCUCGCGUCUCUCUCUCUCUCUCUCUCUCUGUCCUCCAGGGUCACCCAGGUCUGAUUGGUCUGAUUGGACCGCCUGGUGAGUUCGGAGAGAAAGGAGACAGAGGUCUGCCUGGACCCCAGGGAACUGGUGGAGGCAAGGGAGACACUGUAUGUGACUGACAAGUAUAUUACUCAUUUAUUUACUAGUUACUAGUUUAUUUACUAAUUUAUAAACUAUCUAUAAACUUAAAAUAGUCCAUCUGUAAAAGGCUUCUAAACCUUUAUAAACCAUUUAUAAAGUGUUAGCUCAUUGGUUGAUACUACUGUGAAGUGUCGUCUCAUUGGUUCAUACUGUAUUGUGUCUCUGCAGGGUGUUGGCGGUUCUGCUGGUCCCCUUGGCCCUCCUGGUCCUCCUGGUAUUCCUGUAAGUUAAUCAGGAAAUCAUCUCCUCAUCAAAGGACCUCGUCAGCAUAUCUCUUCAGCAAAAUUGUUCAGCAAAUUCAUAUCAAAUCUCUAUACAAUUUCUUCAUCAGAUGUUCAAUACAUCAUUAAUCUAGUAUCACUAUUGCUGUAGUGUUAUUGCUCACUGUGUGUCUCUCUUUAAACAUCUUCUCAUAUCAAAUAUAUUUAAUUUUCUACCAUUUCAUCAUGUUCCUAGUCUUACUGUUCACUGUGUGUCUCUCUUUUCUUUCCCCCUUAGGGACCUGUGGGUUCUAAAGGUUCCAAGGGAUCAACGGUAAGUUCUGUUCACCAGAAGACUAACUGAAAACACUAAGAUCCCUCAGUGGUAUAUAUGACUGGUGUGAUAACGUCCGUGUGUAAUGUUGUGUCCUGUGUCUGCUGUUAGGGUGGAGCUGGCCAGAAAGGAGACACUGGUGUGAUCGGACCACCCGGAGCUCCUGUAAGUCAACAUUUUCUCUCUAAGAAAGAGCUCAUGCUCUCACGAUUAUCCACUUUUAAUUUACCUUUUUCUCUCUCUCUGAUUGGCCGUUUCCCUGACCCCUGCCCUCUAACCUUUAACCUCUCUUUCCAACCAGGGUCCUCCUGGUGACAUCAUCCAGCCGCUGCCCAUCCAGCAGGCGAGCAGGAAGAACAGACGGCAGGCGGAGGACGACGGCGUGCAGGGCGACGCGGCGGGAGGCAUGGCGGACUACGGCAUGGAGGCCACAGCGGACAUGGAGGACGUGUUCGGUUCCCUGAACAACCUGAAGCAGGACAUCGAGAGGAUGAAGUUCCCCAUGGGGACGCAGGACAACCCUGCCAGGACCUGUAACGACCUGCACCUCAGCCAGCCUGACUUCCCCAACGGUGGGUUGAAUCAAUCAAUCAAACAAACUGUAUUGUCCUCAGAGGGAACUUUGGUUUGCAGGUAAAACACAAGAGUUAUAAACAGAACAUACAAAGGAUAGACUGAGUCACAAAAAACAUAAUCAUCAUCAUUACCGCAACUUCAGGAGCUGGUUAGCAAUGACGUGAGAGAGAGCAGCUGCUAGAACGACCCCCACACACUGCGUAUACACAUAUUAAAUAUUCAUUACCAACAUUGACUUGGUAAAGGUCUCUGACUAAAACGUUGCAGUAAAAGAAAGAAAGAAAGAAAGUAAAAUGCUGUUGAUUCCUGGGACGUGCUGUUUACACUGGUUUAACUCAAUCUGAGCAUCUCAUUACAAUCUGAGCAUCUCAUUACAAUCUGAGUGAUUCCUGUUAUGCAGUACUAUGAGGGACAUUGAGCAUUGACCUUGCCAUUGGGCCCCAGUACAUCAUGUUAAUGACCUUGCCAUAGGGCCCCAGUACAUCAUGUUAAUGACCUUGCCAUAGGGCCCCAGUACAUCAUGUUAAUGACCUUGCCAUAGGGCCCCAGGACAUCAUGUUAAUGACCUUGCCAUAGGGCCCCAGGACAUCAUGUUAAUGACCUUGCCAUUGGGCCCCAGUACAUCAUGUUAAUGACCUUGCCAUAGGGCCCCAGGCCAUCAUGUUAAUGACUGUGUGUGAUGUGAUGUUCAGGUGAAUACUGGAUCGAUCCUAACCAGGGCUGUACUGGAGACUCCUUCAAGGUCUACUGUAACUUCACAGCUGGAGGAGAGACCUGUAUCUACCCUGACAAGAAGUCCGCUGGCGUACGUUUCCAUUGGUCAUUUCUGGAAAAGAAUGUCCGUAAUGUCUGUAAUGCCUAUAGAUACACUCUUAGAAAAAAAGGGUUCUAAGAACCCUAUGUAGAAAGGAAUCAAAAGAUUCUACCUGGAAUCAAAAGGGUUCUUCAAAGGGUUCUCCCAUGGGGACAGCCGAAGAACCCUUUAAGGUUCUAGAUAGCACCUUUUUUUUCUAAGCGUGUACAGUAGGCUGCAAUAAUACAUUGUAGUUGAUAUGAACCUUUUAACCUAUUCAUACUCAAUAUUUUACUGUCUAUUUAUGAUUUUGAUCUAAAGACAUUAACAUGUUGUUUUCUAACCUGGUAACCUGUUCAUUCAUUCGUGGUGUUGUGUUUGUUCUGUGUAACAGGUCAGAAUAUCUAACUGGCCAAAAGAGGCUCCAGGAUCAUGGUUCAGUGAAUUCAAACGUGGAAAAAUAGUAAGUAUACAAAUGAUCCAACUCUCAAAGCAAUUAUACAUGAUCAAGAUCAAUAUUGAGAUACACAAUAGACACUUAAAACUCAGGGGAAGAUAACCUACAGUGAGACUAAAUGUAUCCCCUCCAUAACCCUCUCUACACCUCCUCUCCCUCCCUCCCCCUACCUCCCUCCUCUCCCUCCCUCCUCCUCCCUCCCUCCCCUCCCUCCCUCUCACCCCUCUCCUUCUCCCAGUUGAACUACGUGGACAUGGAGGAGAACACCAUCCAGACGGUCCAGAUGACCUUCCUGAAGCUGCUCAGCUCAACGGCCCGUCAGAACUUCACCUACAUCUGCCACCAGUCUGUAGCCUGGUACGAUGCCAAGGCAGACGGCUACGACAAGGCUCUACGCUUCCUGGGCUCCAACGACGAGGAGAUGUCCUAUGAUAACAACCCCUUCAUCAAGGCCCUGUCGGACGGAUGCUCUGUAUGUAGUCUUAAAAAGUUAGAUUUAGCUUGGAGCUUGGAGCUUCCACUGGAAAUUGCAUUAGUUCUAUUAGAGAUUCCAUUGGUUCCAUUGGAGAUCCUAUUGGUUCCAUUAGAGAUUCCAUUGGUUCCAUUAGAUAUUCAAUUAGUGCCAUUAUAGAUUCCAUUGGUUCCAUUAGAGAUUAUAUUUGUUCCAUUGGAGAUCCUACUGGUUCCGUUGGAGAUCCUAUUUGUUCCAUUAGAGAUUAUAUUGGUUCCAUUAUAGAUUCCAUUGGUUCCAUUAUAUAUUAUAUUGCUUCCAUUACAGAUUCAAUUUCUUCCAUUAUAGAGUCCAUUGGUUCCAUUAUAUAUUAUAUUGCUUCCAUUACAGAUUCCAUUUCUUCCAUUAGAGAUUCCAUUGGUUCCAUUAUAGAUUAUAUUGGUUCCAUUAGAGAUUCCAUUGGUUCCAUUGGAGAUUCCAUUGGUUCCAUUGGAGAUUCCAUUAGUUCCAUUGGAGAUUCCAUUAGUUCCAUUAGAGAUUCCAUUGGUUCCAUUGGAGAUUCCAUUGGUUCCCUGAGAGAUUCCAUUGGUUCCAUUGGAGAUUCCAUUAGUUCCAUUAGAGAUUCCAGUAGUUCCAUUAGAGAUUAUAUUUGUUCCACUGGAAAUUGCAUUAGUUAUAUUAGAGAUUCCAUUGGUUCCAUUGGAGAUUCCAUUAGUUCCAUUAGAGAUUCCAGUAGUUCCAUUGGAGAUUCCAUUGGUUCCAUUAGAGAUUCCAUUGGUUCCAUUGGAGAUUCCAUUAGUUCCAUUAGAGAUUCCAGUAGUUCCAUUGGAGAUUCCAUUAGUUCCAUUAGAGAUUCCAGUAGUUCCAUUGGAGAUUCCAUUAGUUCCAUUAGAGAUUCCAGUAGUUCCAUUUGAGAUUCCAGUAGUUCCAUUGGAGAUUCCACUGGUUCCCUUAGAGAUUCCAUUGGUUCCAUUGGAGAUUCCAGUAGUUCCAUUAGAGAUGUCAGUAGUUCCAUUGGAGAUUCCAUUGGUUCCCUUAGAGAUUCCAUUGGUUCCAUUGGAGAUUCCAUUAGUUCCAUUAGAGAUUCCAUUGGUUCCAUUGGAGAUUCCAUUAGUUCCAUUAGAGAUUCCAGUAGUUCCAUUGGAGAUUCCAGUAGUUCCAUUAGAGAUUCCAGUAGUUCCAUUGGAGAUUCCAUUGGUUCCAUUUGAGAUUCCAUUAGUUCCAUUAGAGAUUCCAGUAGUUCCAUUGGAGAUUCCAUUGGUUCCAUUAGAGAUUCCAUUGGUUCCAUUGGAGAUUCCAUUAGUUCCAUUAGAGAUUCCAUUGGUUCCAUUGGAGAUUCCAUUAGUUCCAUUAGAGAUUCCAGUAGUUCCAUUGGCGAUUCCAGUAGUUCCAUUAGAGAUUCCAGUAGUUCCAUUGGAGAUUCCAUUGGUUCCAUUGGAGAUUCCAUUAGUUCCAUUAGAGAUUCCAGUAGUUCCAUUGGAGAUUCCAUUGGUUCCAUUGGAGAUUCCAUUAGUUCCAUUAGAGAUUCCAGUAGUUCCAUUGGAGAUUCCAUUGGUUCCAUUAGAGAUUCCAUUGGUUCCAUUGAAGAUUCCAUUAGUUCCAUUAGAGAUUCCAUUAUUUCCAUUGGAGAUUCCAUUAGUUCCAUUCCAUUAGUCCAUUGGAGAUUCCAUUAGUUCCAUUGGAGACUCCGUUAGUUCCAUUGGAGAUUCCAUUGGUACCAUUAGAGAUUCCAUUGGUUCCAUUGGAGAUUCCAUUAGUUCCAUUAGAGAUUCCCUUAUUUCCAUUGGAGAUUACAUUGGUUCCAUUGAAGAUUCCAUUAUUUCCAUUGCCAAUUCCAUUGGUUCCUUUGAAGAUUCCAUUAGUUCCAUUGAAGAUUCCAUUAGUUUCCAUUGCCAAUACCAUUGGUUCCUUUGAAGAUUCCAUUAGUUCCAUUGAAGAUUCCAUUAGUUCCAUUGGAGAUUCCAUUGGUUUCAUUGUAUUGGGUAGUUGGUGACAUUGUUGCAUUGUUGCUAAUUGGUAAUCAUACAGUAGUUACUGGUAGAUAUUGAUUGAUCUAAGUAUCUGGUAGGUCUUUAUCAGAUCUUGAAACCACAAUAACUCCUUGCUCCCACCCGCGUCCAACUACUCUCACCUACCCGCUCCACCCCUCACUUCCCAUCCCCUAAAGUAACUACUACGCAAAUACCGCACCAGAAACGAGCAACGUAACAGACUCGAGUCAAAAAAGACAUAGCUCAAUCCCUCACCCCACAUACCGUCACCAGUCAAUAAAAAAGCAAUAGACCACGAACACGCAGCAAAACCGAGCAACAUACAACAAAAGCAUCACACGAAAACUCAGCCCACAACCAACCUCUACCCGCCCGCCCCACACCCCUACAUCACAGCCUCAACCAUCCACCCCCUCACUCCCCGCAUCCCUCCCCGCCCCCUCCCUCCCCUCUCCUCCCCUCUCCCCCCCCCCUCUCCCUCCCCUCUCCCUCCCCUCUCCAGCUGAAGUCGGGCUACUCCAAGACGGUGAUGGAGAUCAACACUCCGCGCAUCGACCAGGUGCCCAUCAUCGACGUCAUGUUUAAUGACUUUGGCGACCCCAGCCAGCGGUUCGGGUUCGAGGUGGGCCCUGUCUGCUUCAUGGGC
This is a messenger RNA of Coregonus sp. 'balchen', 14011 nucleotides long. Lineage: Eukaryota; Metazoa; Chordata; Actinopteri; Salmoniformes; Salmonidae. The record is from the annotation of a GenBank genome assembly.